Molecule: messenger RNA, 6048 nt
Organism: Lytechinus variegatus (green sea urchin)
Lineage: Eukaryota; Metazoa; Echinodermata; Echinoidea; Temnopleuroida; Toxopneustidae
Product: N-acetylgalactosamine-6-sulfatase-like
Exons: 10
Coding region: 6-1589 (527 amino acids)
Molecular function (GO): arylsulfatase activity; N-acetylgalactosamine-6-sulfatase activity
Source: RefSeq, a predicted model, not a curated record
GAUGCAUGAAAUCCGCAAUGGAAGGAAUCCCAAGAAUAUGGCAUCUGAGACGUUUCUUUUUAAUCAUUCUCAUCAUUUCAUCGGAGAAAGUUGUUUGUGGAACUCGUCCAAAUAUAAUUGUCAUGCUUAUGGAUGAUAUGGGAUGGGGAGAUCUUGGUGUCUAUGGCAACCCAGCGAAAGAAACUCCAAACCUGGAUCAGAUGGCAGCAGAAGGCAUUCUCCUACCAGACUUCUACUCAGGGAAUCCUCUGUGCUCCCCAUCAAGAGCAGCGUUACUGACUGGAAGACUACCGAUUCGCAAUGGGUUCUACACAACCAAUGAACACGCUCGUAAUGGCUACACCCCUCAGAUCAUUGUAGGAGGCAUACAAGACGAUGAAAUAUUACUUCCAGAGCUGCUUCAGAAAGCUGGUUACAGGAACAAAAUUGUUGGGAAGUGGCAUCUUGGACAUCAGCCUCAGUUCCAUCCUUUAAAACAUGGAUUCCAUGAAUGGUUCGGAUCGCCCAACUGCCAUUUUGGACCUUACAAUGACAAGAACACUCCCAACAUCCCAGUAUAUCAAGACGCUGAGAUGGCUGGAAGGUAUUACGAAGAGUUUGCCAUUGAUAGGAAAACGGGGGAAUCUAAUCUUACACAGCUCUAUAUCCAGGAAGGAGUCAGCUUUGUAGAACAGUCUGUGGCGGCUAAGCAACCGUUCUUUCUGUACUGGACCCCUGACGCCACCCACGAACCCCUUUAUGCCUCCAAGUCUUUCCUGGGGCGUAGUCAGAGAGGAUUAUAUGGGGAUGCUGUGAUGGAGUUGGACUAUGGUGUAGGCCAAAUUCUGGACAAAGUCCAAGAGCUUGGGAUAGCUAACAGUACCUUUGUCUUGUUCACGUCUGACAAUGGUGGCGCUGUGUAUGCUCGAGAAAGCGGUGGCAUCAAUGGGCCAUUCUUGUGUGGCAAAGAGACUACCUAUGAGGGUGGUAUGAGAGAACCAACUAUAGCCUGGUGGCCGACUCACAUCAAACCAGGAGGGGUUACUCAUCAAAUUGGCAGUGUCAUGGAUAUUUUCACCACCGCUCUGAGUCUGGCUGGUAUCGAUCCUCCAAGUGAUCGCUUUAUUGAUGGGGAGGACUUGUUGCCAGCCCUGCUCAGUGGGACAUUGGAUGCCAACAAGACGAUGUUCUAUUACCGUGGAAACGAGAUGAUGGCGGUCAGGCAUGGGCUGUAUAAGGCACACUAUUGGACAUGGACCAACUCCAUACAAGAAUUUAUGAGCGGAGUGAACUUCUGCCAUGGUGAAAAUGUGACAGGGGUCAUGACCCAUGACCAGGUCAACCACACCCUCUCUCCGCUCCUCUUCCAUCUUGGACGUGACCCCGGUGAAAAGUACCUCAUCAAGGACACAACAGCAGAGUAUAAGGCAGUGAUGCCUCAGAUCAGGCAGAUAGUAGACGAUCACAAGACCAAUCUCAUCCCUGGUACACCUCAGCUUAACAUGUGUGAUAAUGCUGUCAUGAAUUGGUCCCCUCCAGGUUGUGAGAAACUGAAUAAGUGUCUAAAAGGGCCUGCAUCCAACCCACAGAAAUGUUAUUGGCCUCAUUGAUUAUUUGCCUUCCAUCCACUGGGGCCCUCUUAGAAGUGUGCUAUCUAUGGAAAUCCAACAAUGUCAUGUCAUCUAAACAUUAUACACAUUAUGAAAUAGUGUAUUUCAAUACUUGAGAACUAUACUCAGAUCUCUAUGUUUUAGAUGACACAAUUAUAGUGUUAUUGGCAUCCCGGGUUGAGAUGAAUUGUAAUUGAGCCAAAGUCUUUAUUAUAAAGGCCUUAUUUUGAUCACCACUUUGUAUUGUGAUUUGAUAGUGCAUGGUCUAUCUUGUACUAAUUUAGAUUAUGGGUAUUACAAAAUACUGCAUAAUGCAGAGUACACUUUGUUUUUUAAAGGUCAAAGGCCUUGGAUAUCCUGAAGUAUAGCAUUGGUGCAUCAUGGUAUUGUCAUUACAUUUAAUUAUUAUGGAAAUUGAGCAUUAAAUGGUCAUUUGGUCUGAAAUUAUUAUUGCAAUCAAGACUUCAAACAGUAUGUUGUUAAAGAGCAGAUACCUGGAAUAUUACCUUGUUAUUGGGAAAACAUUUGUAAGAUUGUUUUCUUUAUAUCAGGGUUGUAACUUGUAUUACGUGUAUCAUGUUACUUCAAGGAAGUACUAUGAAAUGCGCUUUAACUAUGGGCUUGAGAAGAGAUGAAAUUGCAAUUGAAAUUUUGGAAUAUUGAAAAAGAAUUGAAAAAAUGAUAUUUGAUUGUAGCUUUUAAUUUGAAAAAAAAUCAAACUUUCUUUGGAUUUUACUCAGGAAAAUGUAAAUAAUGAGAAAAAAGCUAUAAUUGCUGCAAGUUGAUGGUCCUAUUUAACUUGCAAUAUCACCUGAUUUCGCACAAAUGAUCACCAGGACUCCGUAACAUGAAGGUUUGCAAUCGAUCGCUAAAUACCAAUGACCAAUCAAGAUCAUAUACUGACCGGGAACCAAUCAGUGCGGUUCUUUCAUAUUUGCAAUUCAUCGUAAACCUUUGUGUUACAGAACCCUGGUCUGCUGUUGUUCAACAUUCAAUUGGUAAUUCAAUAACAGAUAGAGUGGAGGUUCUAACUAGUAUUAUAUUCUGAGUGGUGUAUUGCCUCAGCAUACUCCAAAAUGCAAUAUAAGGACUGAAUGAUAAUAGACAGACAAGGAGUGUCAGUGUGAGGUCGAGGUGCCUAUGAAUUUGAUAGAAGAUUGAUAAUUCGGUAAAAAGAGGGUCUUUGCAUUCAAAGAGGUUACAUGUAUUUGCUUUACUGUACAUUCCUGAAAAUGUCUCUUAUGUUUAAAUCUAAUAGAAUACUUGCUUAUGCAGAGUGCAUUAAUAGGCUUGAUUUAACUAAUUUUCAAAAGUUUGACAUUUGAUAAAGGCCCUGCAAUACUGUGACCUUAAUAUCUUAUCAUAUAAUUGUCGCUCCAAUAAAUAUUGAAGUUUAUUGAUCCGAUACUUUUUUUUUCUGAGACGGACACACAGUCUGGGGACAAUCCCUGAAUAAUCAAGGCAAUAGGCAUUUUCCUAGAAUGAUCAUUUUUUGAUAAUAAUCAAUACAAUGAUUAAAUGAGUCAUGAUGUCACAUUCAUUUAUUAUUAAGAAAAUGGUCAUUUAAUAUUGUUGCCUCAAGGAAAAUUAUCAGAUGAUGAAAUUGAAUGAUGUACAGGUCAUUUGCAUGCUAUUUGGGCCAAAUAAUUAACGAUUUGUAGUAAUCCAGAUGGCGACUCAAGCACAGUUUAUUAUUUUAGUCACGAAAUAAACAAGCAAACAUUCAUUACUUGUAUAUUAUUCAAUUUUAAAUAUAUGAUUCUAUAUAUUUCUAUGUAAUUUGAAAUAUUAGAUGUUAUAUACAUAUUAUUUGUGUUACUGUUCAUUCUUGUGAUUUCACUUCGUAAGAGGCUCUUCACUUCUAAUUACUUAAAAGGACAAUAAAUAUUGGAAGAAUUGUAUAUACAUAUAUGUACUUAUUUUUCUACAAUGCCAUUUUCAUAUUGGAAUUUAUAGAAUUGAUAGUUGAAUAUAGGAUUUUAUAGAGAAUAUUAUGUAAAACUAUAUAGCAGGAAAUGUUUUCAGCAAUUUGAAUGAAUGUUGACAUGGCAACUAAUUAUUCUGAGGGGGUGGGGGUUGCGUGCCCACCCCAAGAUCUGUGUCUGAAACAAUUUACAAAUUGACUAGUUGUAACAUGUAUUACUUUAUAACAGUCAUUUAUAAAUUUUGUUUGUAUAAUCACCGAGUGACUCGUACAUUUAAUUCCGAAAGUGCUCCUUUUCAAAAUAUAUAAUAAAAUGAAAACAAAAAUCUUAAAAUUGUUGUUUGCAGUUAUUUUGGAUGACUUUCAGCGGAGAGUAAGGAGAAGUGGGGGAGAAAUGAAUAUGGAUAGUGAUAAAGAGAGAGAGGGAGAGCUUGAGGUAUAGAAAAGGGAAACUUGUGAAGCUGAGGGUGGAAUAAACAAACCAAAAUCACAAUUGACUAACUUGAGGUUAAAAACAAAUUGAGGCCUAUAAUUAUGAGAAAAAAAUUGUCUUUGUGGGAAGAGCCCCGAUUGGUCAAGCCCUUGAAGAGGGCUCGGGUCAUACUCAUUCCUGAUUGUUUACAAUCAUUUAUAUGCUUUUUAUUUGUUUAUUUACUUUUAUGAAAUGGGGGCCCUGGAAAGCAUGCUUGGUAACCAUGGUAAUUAUAAAAUGUGAAGUUAGCACAUCAUGCAUUCAUGAUUGGUUACUUUUUCAAACACAUGCCUUCAUCCUUUGAUAUAGUUCCAGUAAUAUGUAACCAAAGUCAAUUCGAUAGAUGAACUACAUGUAUAGAGUGUGAAAUAAAUCAAUAUAGACCAAUCGUCCAACUCAUUGAUUUGAAAUUUAAUAACCUUGCAGAUAUAUCUCUUCCAAUUUCAAUUGAAAACAGACAAUAACAAUAAUUACAUACACAUGAACAGGAUUUUAAGACUCAUGUAUGACAUAUUGCUAUACAAAACAACUUCAAAGAACUUUGAUAUUGUCAUAAUUUGGAUCAAAACUUCAUAGAGUAUAAAUAAAUCAAUAUAUCAGCGCACUUAUUUUUCUUUUUCCAAAUUUCAGGGAAUUGAAGAGUUAUGUAAUGCUAUAUCAUCAUUAUUUUUAUCUUCAUAAUUUGUAAGUACAUACAAACAAAUAAAUGAUGUCUUAAAAAAAAAAUUCAAGAACCCAUGCAUUACAAAUGACACUUUGCAAGAAAGAAUGUUUGAAACAGUUAACAAAAUUUGUUUUCAGUGAAUGACCAAAAUCUAUGUUGGAGCUGAAAAGAAAGGUAACCUCAUCUUUCAUUUAAUAUCAAUUAUAAUCUCUAAGUAGUGCAAAAUGACAUAUAAAUAAAUCUCACCUGCUAAAAUCUUAAACAUAUAUGCUUUACUCUUCAACAUGUGGACAUGGUCGGAAAAUAUCACAAGUACUUUGGACACAAUGAGGUAUACUAUUCACAAUUAUUAUCUAUAUAGCUGGUUUUAUCGGUACACUAAAAAUGCAUAUUUUGGUAUGCAUGGUCUAAAGAAUGGCCAUUAUAAAAGUAAUCAUAUUUGAUAGCUUUUCUUCACAGGCAUCUGUCGGUACACAAUAAUACUAGUGAUAUACAUCACAGAUUCCAAGGCUAGCACUAUCUGCAUAUCAAUAUUUUCAAAUGUUAUUACAUCACUGUUGGAAUCUGGUAUAAAACGAUCACUGAUAUUUCAAAACCUUGUCUUCAGUUUUGGUAAAGGGUCAGUCAUGUAAACUAUCAUCAAACAUUACAAUAUUACAUCUAGGCAAAGUAGUCAUUGAAUGCAUUAUUUACCAAUCAGAAUGUAAAUAUGGUAUUUUGUUGUCUGUUGGGAUUUUAUAUUCAAAUCUAGUGCCCUCUCUCAAUAAUUUUUUAAAAUUUUUAUUCAAAAUAGCUGUUUGAGCACCUACUUUACACAUCUAGUAAUUGGAUGUUAGAAAGCUAAUAAUACAGAUUGUGUCCUGAAAUUUUCAGCCAAUUCCACGCUUGAGAAGGUGUUUUCUAUAAACAAGACCAAAAUAUGUUGAUAUUCUAUUUUGCUUCGGAACCUGAUCGAAUUAAAAUCUGAUGUUAAACCUGUGAAUUUAUCCAAUAAAAGACAUUCUUAUGGGGUUUUGCAAGAAAAUAUUUACAAUCAAUUGCAAAUAUUCUGUUGCAAUUUUACGAUUGAUUGAUCACUUUUAACUAUAGCAUAUCAGAUUACACUCCUUGUUUCACCUAGCAAGCAGAUUAGCAGUCAAUCAUAAGUCUUGCAAUUAAUUGCAACACUUAUGAUUGACUUUGGGAAUGAAAAUAGACUUGCAAUUAAUUGCAAGGUUCUUGCAACAUCCCAUUAGUGUAUAUCCUACGCAUCACAACUGUUAUGGGCACACACAUUGAUGAAAUAUAGUAAUAACAUGGAAUAGUGACAUCUGUGCCCCGUGUUACAAAGAGUUACGAUUGAUCCAAUCAAUUGUAACUCCAUAAUAAUUUUUCCUACUGGAAAUUUGCAAAAUGUCCU